AUGCAGCAGAUACUUCGUCAGCUUCACUGCUUGACGCCUACCCGCUCACUACUGACUCGCAACGUCUUGAUCACGUGUCGCUCGUUCUCCGACAUGGCGCCAACCGGCACAGAGCAGCCUCGUCCCAUCGUCGUUUCCGGUCCGUCAGGCUCUGGAAAGUCUACACUCCUCAAGCGCCUCUUCGCGGCAUAUCCCGGUCGCUUCGGUUUCUCCGUAUCGCAUACCACUAGGCAGCCACGGAACGGUGAAGAGGAUGGCAAGGACUACAACUUUGUGACAAGAGAGGACUUCAAGAAGCUGGUAGAUGAGGAUGGCUUCAUAGAGCACGCGCAGUUCGGCAGCAACCUAUAUGGCACUAGUGUGCAAGCUGUGAAGAAUGUGGCAGAGCAGGGGCAGAACUGUAUCUUGGAUAUCGAGAUGGAGGGUGUCAAGCAGGUCAAGAAAAAGGACCUCAAUGCCCGCUUCGUCUUCCUCCAGCCACCCUCCGUCGAGAUUCUGGAGAAGCGACUCCGCGGUCGUGGAACUGAUAAAGAGGAAGCUAUUCUGGAGCGUCUGAAGCAGGCAGAGAAGGAGAUUGAGUUCUCCAAGACGCCUGGCGUGCACGACCAGAUCAUUAUCAACGAUGAUCUGGAGAAGGCUUGGCAAGAGUUCGAGGCGUUCUGUGUGCCAGACAAGAAGUAA
This is a messenger RNA of Fulvia fulva, 681 nucleotides long. RefSeq names its product Guanylate kinase. Lineage: Eukaryota; Fungi; Ascomycota; Dothideomycetes; Mycosphaerellales; Mycosphaerellaceae. The coding region runs from base 1 to 681 and encodes 226 amino acids. Gene Ontology annotation, cellular component: cytosol. The transcript is spliced from 3 exons. Gene Ontology annotation, molecular function: GMP kinase activity. The record is from RefSeq and is a predicted model, not a curated record. Gene Ontology annotation, biological process: purine nucleotide metabolic process.